Messenger RNA from Aphidius gifuensis, 637 nucleotides. Its product is annotated as ras-related protein M-Ras-like. The transcript is spliced from 3 exons. The record is from RefSeq and is a predicted model, not a curated record. Gene Ontology annotation, molecular function: GTP binding; GTPase activity; GDP binding. NCBI's taxonomy places the organism in Eukaryota, Metazoa, Arthropoda, Insecta, Hymenoptera, Braconidae. Gene Ontology annotation, biological process: signal transduction. Gene Ontology annotation, cellular component: plasma membrane. The coding region runs from base 1 to 324 and encodes 107 amino acids.
AUGACGAGGCCUCCAACAAAUGAUAAUCUUGUGACACAACAUAAACUUGUGCUGGUUAAAGAUAGAGAUAGAGAUGUUUAUCCAAUGCUUCUUGCUGCAAAUAAAGUUGAUUUAGUACAUUUGCGAAAAGUUAGUGAAGAACAGGGAAGAGAAUUGGCACAUAAACUUGGAAUUCCAUAUAUUGAAACAUCAGCCAAGGAUCCACCACUAAAUGUUGAUGCUGCUUUUCACGAGGUUGUAAGAAUAAUUCGCAAUCAGCCACCAACAGAAUUUGAAAAAAAUCGUAGAAAACGAAGAAGAUCCGGCAAGUGUACUCUUUUAUAGAAAUUACAUUUAAAAAUUAUAUUGAUUAUUUUUUAAAAUGACAAAAAUAUGUGUGAUUUAAAUAAUCAGGUUUAUUUAUAGUUAUUUAUUUUUCAUUUGACAAGUCAAAAUUUGAAAUAUAUAUUUUAUUCAAUUUUCAUGAUAAAAAAAUACAAAAAAAUUUAAUUUUUUAUAUGCAAUUGUCAAGAGGUUUAAUUUAAAAAAAAAAUUUAUCAUUAGAAUUAUUAAUUGCUCAUGUUUGAUUCAUAUAUAAUAUAAAUUAUUAUAAAUACAAGCACAAUUGAAGAAAUUCAUCAGUCAUACAAUAUGACUA